Messenger RNA from Anopheles bellator, 3376 nucleotides. RefSeq lists its product as uncharacterized. Gene Ontology annotation, biological process: response to endoplasmic reticulum stress. NCBI's taxonomy places the organism in Eukaryota, Metazoa, Arthropoda, Insecta, Diptera, Culicidae. Gene Ontology annotation, cellular component: endoplasmic reticulum; protein phosphatase type 1 complex. The transcript has 2 exons. Bases 451 to 1980 code for a protein of 509 amino acids. The record is from RefSeq and is a predicted model, not a curated record. Gene Ontology annotation, molecular function: protein phosphatase regulator activity.
GAAAGCGAACAAUUGAGUGCAAAAGUGAAUCACGUCUUAAAAUCUGCUAAUAAUGGAAUUACCCGCCAAAAGUUUAGUGAUCAACAAAUCGUUUUCACUCGUGCCAGAGGAUAACGUAUACCGUGCGCAUCAUUCUGCACCGCUAGUUCCCAGGAAGUUCGACUCGUGCCGAGGUGGUACAGUGGAACAAAAGAGCGCUGCCUGCGUACGCACGCAAAGAAUUUCGACGUCGUCACUGGAGCUGCAAUUUCUACGCAUAAUUACGCUGCUUUUAUUAGCCAUGUCGAAUCGGGUGCGUUUGGACCAUAUGAUUGUGGCCAAUAUUCGCUGGGACUGAGAGAAGGAGCUGAGAAACCCAUUCGUGAACCGAGUGCCCCUCAGUGGAUUAUCUGUAUAUAAAAUCAGCAGUACGUCAUCGGUAGUGGUGUUGGUGUAAAUAAUACGCGGAACAUGCUUUCCGAACGCAACGUUCGUCACUGUCCUUCACACAAAACCAGUUCUCCACCGAUAAUGGGGGUAACGGAGUUCCGUUCGCUGUGGCCGGACAGCAUGAUGGUUGCCCGGGAAAAACCCUUUGGCGCGGAAAUGGACAAAGGUAAGGCGGCUCAGGCAACGGGCCCUGCGCAGGCCAAAAGCGCGGACUUCAGCCGCGGGCGUUCCUCGGGCAUAGUCGAGAACGUGUUGAAUGUGAUAACAAAACUGUGGGGCAUGACAACCAAAUCACAAAGCGUAAACAAAACGCCCGAGCUGGAAACGGGAAGCGAGUGUAGCUGCGGCAAUGAUAAAAUGGGCCACAAUACGUCCUCCGCAAUACCCAUCUUCGAAACGACCAAAACCGGCAUACGCCAGCUAACGGUGCCCCCGGAUUACGGCAGUUUGCCGGAAGAUAGCAACGCGGCCAUUGCGGGUAUUUACCUGCAAGAGGCACCACCCAGAAUGGAGCCCAGCACAACACGAACCAUGCCGAUGCGGAAGCGACGUCGACAGCCUGCCCACAAAACACAUUCUGCACCCGGCAGUGAAAGCGGGAAGGGUUGUGGCAACAAGAAUCGCAAAGACAAGAAACGGCACGAUCUGCGGCAGGACAUAGUGAACGAUAGUUUAGCUCUGGCGGCUGAAGACUGUUAUGGGUACGAGUAUCGGGAGGCGGACUUCGACUUCAGUCCUUCGUACCUGUCCUCAAGCUUCAGUCCUUCGUCCACCGGUAGCACGGGUAGCUUUCACGAUGCGAUACAGGACAUUAGCGUUCUGGCUGCCUGCCUGCGUCUCGCCGAUGGACUUUCGGAGGAAGCCACGGCCACCAAAACAGGCACCCCUACGACGGCAUCCGUUUCGUUGAUGGUUCUAAAUCGACCGUCAGAGUCUCACGAACACAGUCGAUUACUUCCCAAAUGUGAUAACCCUGAUCCGGAGGGGGGAUUUGUGAUGCUAAACGAAUACGACGUGUUUACAACACCCUCCGCCAGUCCCAUGCGUCGCCCAAGGAGCAUUUGUACGGCCAUCAACAGUUUCCUCACUCCGAGUCACGUGUGGCGUCGACAGAGCUCGGACGAGACAGAGGACGACGAGGUCGGUUGGAACAGCGAAGAGUGCUCGGAAGAUGGAAACGAGCCGGCAGAUUAUGAUGACGAUGAUGAUGAUGAUGAUGAUAGUGUGGUAUUCUGCGAGGAGUACGACGACAACGAUGACUCCAACUCGUCAUCUGGGUUCGAGGAACGGAAGGUUCGGUUCUGCGUGAACCCCGUGGUGCACGUCAUGAGGGCCUGGGACUUUGCCUACCGGCAAGCGCGCAAAGGAGAAUGGGAGAUGGCAGCUAGAGACCGCGAACGAUUCCGGAAACACAUUGCCGACCUAGAACCGGCACUAGGACCAGCACUAGACCCCGCAUUGCGUGACAGAGUUUACGCAGCUCGUUUUAAGAACGACGGUGACGAUAACGUACCAGCAACAAACACAUUACAGCCCGCGAUCGACGGUUAGCUUGCUAAACUACUAGUGCGCCACACUUAUCUUUGUUGUCAUUUGCCAAGCCUGAACCAAGAGGGAAAUCCUCCUCACAUUGUCCCAGAGCGGUGCGUUCGGUAAUGGGUGCAAAACUGAAUUUCGUGCAUUAUAUUCGUACCAAACUUUAAUGGUUUAGUUUUUCGAUAAUAUUGUUUUUCUCCAUAAUCUUUGUAGAUAAAUAGAAAUAUUUUUCCCCUCUACGCUAAGUAAGUUUGUUGAUAAUUUUAAACUGUGAAACAUGAUGUGAUCCCACUUCUGAGAUGUAAAACACGAUGUAAAACACGAAGAACACAGACACAGAAGAACGGAAGACGGAAGAAUUAAACACGUGCAAAAAGACAGAAGGGACAGAAACACAAGACAUCUGAUCAGGUUUACUUCCGACGAAGAAGUGUCAUUUUAUCACGUUGCGUUUUACAGAAGUCAUAUUUGACGAGCCUAGAUUGCUUACACACUUUGAGUUUAGGCUGCGCUACAGGAGGUCCACAAAACCAACAUAAAAAAGUGAACAACUCAUAAAGUCAACUGGCUGGUUUAUUGUACUUUUAUUGUAAGCUCGUUUUAUGAUCUUGGUACUACCCGGUACCCCACAAUAUAAUACAUGAAAAGUGAAACGUCUGGACUAAAUGAUCGAUCGAGGCCAGAACGUUAGAGAUCCGCAAAGUGAUGGGUACACAUCGACGGUGCUAUUCGGCUGUGCAUCUUGAAACGGGCAGCUUCGCGGAAGGCAACCGCCAGCAAAAGCACACUGACAACGUAGAGUGCGUACGGAAGGUACGGUUCUAUGUCCUUCAGAACGUAGAAAGCUGAAAGCGUCUGCACAAUGUACGGGGGCAGUUCUUUUUGAUGCUGUAAGGUAAUCGGAACCAGUUUAGAUGCCUAUCGAAUGCGAUUAGUUUUUGCAAAACUACUUACGUAUUCGAUCCAAAACAUUGGGAUAAUCAUUUCGCUGAAGCGUCUAAUUUCGGGUGCGUAUCCGGUAAGCAGCGGGAUGGCCAAGUUUGUCUGGGUCCGGGCGCACUGGUCGAGCGGAAUUCCGAAGGAUGGAUCCACAAUUGCAUAGCUCUCGUGUAACUCCCGAUUAGGUUUCAUUCCCGUUACUUUAUGGGCCAUGGUAAAAUUGCGUGCAUAAAAAUGGGGACUGGUAGCCACGAUCGGAACAUCUAGAAAACGAAACGUGGAAUAAGUGGUAACAAUUAAAAAAUCCAAAAUCACCACAUCGUAAAUUGUACUUCUUUUUGAAUUAACACGUGUAACAAAAGACUUAUUUGGAUCAUUGCGAGCACCACGGACACCUAAAAAUAGUUUGUUAUUCGAUUAUGGUUUCACCUGCCCUUCGGAGCCAACAUUAUGCGUAUAAGGCAGCAAUAAA